Megalobrama amblycephala (Wuchang bream) is the source of this 2300-nucleotide messenger RNA. It is a transcript of the gene actl6b, whose product is annotated as actin-like 6B. Gene Ontology annotation, biological process: nervous system development; regulation of transcription by RNA polymerase II. Gene Ontology annotation, cellular component: SWI/SNF complex; NuA4 histone acetyltransferase complex. The coding region runs from base 937 to 2217 and encodes 426 amino acids. The record is from RefSeq and is a predicted model, not a curated record. Gene Ontology annotation, molecular function: chromatin binding. Lineage: Eukaryota; Metazoa; Chordata; Actinopteri; Cypriniformes; Xenocyprididae. The transcript is spliced from 14 exons.
UGAAACUCUUCUGAUUAAAUUAUAUAUGAUUGUGUUUCGGUAGUGACAAAUUCGGGGAGAGGAAAAAUAUUCCAAAACUCUGAAAAUAAAUCCAGUUAAGUUAUUAUGUAUAUAAAUUUAAAGAAAUUAACAAGCAGUUUAGAUCUUUAGAUCAAAGAGAAACAAAUCCAGUCAAAUGUAUUCAAAUUUAUCACCGGUAGCGCGCGCGCGCGCACUGACAAGAUUCAUUCACAGAAUGUCGCGGAAUUAUUUGAGUUUUGCUCUGAAUAUAAUUCACAGUAUUUCUGUGGUGUUUGUUUAUGAUAAUGAUUUUAGUGUAGAGGCGCGUGACAGUCACAUGCUUCGUCACACCGUGUGUGUGUGUGUGUGUGUGUGUGUGUGUGUGUGUGUGUGUGUGUGUUGGUUUAGGGAAAAUCUGGAUACAGGUGUUUCCUGAAAACACACACACUUACAUAAUCUCAGCACAGUGAUCACUGUUUCCACUGCAGGUACAGAUGAACAAUAAAUGAAUAUGAAUGUAUUUGUGUUUAAUUUAUAUCACUUUUACUGUAGAAUGUGAUUUUUUUUUUUUUUUUUUGGCCGAUAGACAGUUUUUUUUUUUAUUCCUACAUGUUUAUCAUGAAAAAAAUAAGCUUUAUGAAAUUAAAUAGCUGGAAAUCAAAUCAUAUUUGAUUACGCGUAUGAUUAAUUUGAAACGUGAAAUAACGUAAACGUUCCAUCAUAUUUAUUCAAUGAAAUAAACGUUCACAGCAGCACGUGACCGCACGAGGGUCUACCGGACACUCUCCGGUUACCGUCAGCAGCGCGUGACCGGUGACAGCGGCAGGACGCGCGUGCGCGUGCUGGAAUAUUCGGUACCGUUAUUUCCCCAUCAUCACCCUUACCGAACGGAACACACCCGGUACGAGCGGCGGAAUCCUGAUCAAUCCACGCGCGAUGAGCGGCGGCGUGUACGGCGGAGAUGAAGUGGGAGCUUUAGUGUUCGACAUCGGCUCGUUCUCCACUAGAGCGGGAUACGCUGGAGAGGACUGUCCCAAGGCAGAUUUCCCCACCACUAUAGGAGUGCACACUGAGGAGGAGGGGCAAGCUGACAUGGGGGCGGAGCAAGAGAUCAGCAGUGGGCGGAGUUACUACAUCGACACCACAGCUCUGCAUGUGCCGCGGGCCGGAGUGGAGCUCAUCUCUCCGCUCAAGAACGGCAUGAUUGAGGACUGGAACGCUUUUCAAGCCAUAAUCGACCACAUCUACAGCAAACACAUCAAAUCUGAGCCCGCUUUACACCCUGUUCUGAUGUCCGAAGCUCCCUGGAACUCACGGGCCAAGCGGGAAAAACUCACUGAACUCAUAUUCGAGCAUUACAACAUUCCCGCCUUCUUCCUGUGCAAGACCGCCGUGCUCACCGCCUUCGCCAACGGUCGAGCCACCGGCCUCGUGCUGGACAGCGGAGCGACGCACACCACCGCCAUCCCGGUGCAUGAUGGGUACGUCCUGCAGCAAGGGAUCGUGAAGUCUCCUCUGGCCGGUGACUUCAUUACCAUGCAGUGCCGUGAGCUGUUCCAGGAGAUGAACAUCGACACGGUUCCUCCGUACAUGAUCGCAUCAAAGGAGCCCGUGAGGGAAGGAGCUCCGCCGCUCUGGACCAAGAAAGACAAACUCCCUCCGGUCACCAAGUCCUGGCACACGUACAUGUGUAACGAGGUGAUUCAGGAUUUCCAGGCGUCUGUGCUGCAGGUGUCGGACUCUCCGUAUGAUGAGCAGGUGGCCGCACAGAUGCCGACGCUGCAUUACGAGAUGCCGAGCGGCUACAGCACAGAUUACGGAGCCGAGAGGUUACGGAUCCCAGAGGGCCUGUUUGAUCCCUCCAACGUGAAGGGUCUGUCUGGAAACACCAUGCUGGGCGUCGGACACGUCGUCACCACCAGCAUCGGCAUGUGCGACAUCGACAUCAGGCCGGGUCUGUACGGCAGCGUGAUCGUGACGGGAGGAAACACGCUCCUGCAGGGCUUCACCGAGAGACUCAACAGAGAACUGUCUCAGAAAGCGCCGCCGAGCAUGAGACUGAAGCUCAUGGCCUGUAACAGCUCCAUCGAGAGGAGGUUCAGCUCCUGGAUCGGAGGAUCCAUUCUGGCGUCGCUGGGAACCUUCCAGCAGAUGUGGAUCUCAAAGCAGGAGUAUGAUGAGGGAGGAAAACAGAGCGUGGAGAGAAAAUGCCCCUGAAACACACACACACACACACACACACACACACACAAACAAACAAAUAAACAAACAAACACACUUAAUCUGACACACACACUCAA